CACAUCCCGUGUGCUUCUAAAUUCUUCUGAGAUAGAUAAAACCUUAGAAACUAAGUUGGGUUUUAUCUAUUUGAUCGUAUCACAUCUCUGAUCGGCUCUCUAAGAUUUCUUUUCGUUUUUAUGAAAGAUUUCAGUAGAACGGAAGGUUGGAUAUGAAAUCCUCGGAGAUUACCGUUUUCUGGAUUUGUUUGCUUCUCCUUACUUGCUCUAAUUUCACUCACGCCGACGAUUCCAAACCUAAUAAGUUCCGGGAGCGCCGGCCGACGGACGACGAGCUCGGUUAUCCGGCAAUAGAUGAGGACGCAUUGUUGAAUACACAGUGCCCUAAAAAUUUGGAGCUCAGAUGGCAAACUGAAGUUAGCUCCAGCAUAUAUGCAACUCCAUUGAUAGCCGACAUUAAUAGUGAUGGAAAGCUUGAUGUGGUGAUUCCUUCAUUUGUUCACUACCUUGAAGUUCUAGAGGGUUCUGAUGGAGACAAAAUGCCAGGUUGGCCUGCUUUUCACCAAUCAACCGUGCAUUCUAGUCCUCUCCUUUAUGAUAUUGAUAAAGAUGGCACGAGAGAAAUUGCUUUAGCUACUUACAAUGGUGAAGUGCUCUUUUUCAGGGUGUCAGGGUACAUGAUGACUGAGAGAUUGGUAGUGCCGCGUAGGAAAGUGCGUAAAGAUUGGUAUGUAGACUUGCAUUCUGAUCCAGUGGACCGUUCUCAUCCAGACGUUCAUGAUGAUUUACUAGUCCAGGAAUCUGCUGAAAUGACUUCAAUGACCCAAACAAAUAGAAGUACACCUGCAUCUAACAAUACUGUGACUACAUCAACAGAAAGGUACCUAGAUUUGGUAAAUGCAUCCAGUGUAGACACUGAAAGGAAAAUGAAUGAAAGUCAAACAGAGGAAAAUGUCAAGCUGUCUCAAGUUGCUGAUAAUUCUUCCAUAAAUACUGGGUCAGUGGGAAUGAAUAAUUCAGAGAAUAAAACAAGUGCUAGGAGACGGCUUCUGGAAGAUAAUGACUCAAAAGGGUCACAAGAAGGUGGUUCUGAGUCCAAAAAUAACAAUAAUGAGAUUUUUCAGACUGUGGAAAAUGAUGAAGGCUUAGAAGCAGAUGCAGAUGCAUCUUUUGAGUUAUUCCGUGGUACUGAUGAGUUGGCUGAUGAAUAUAGUUAUGACUAUGAUGAUUAUGUUGAUGAAUCCAUGUGGGAAGAUGAGCAGUGGACUGAAGGGGAACACAAGAAGCUGGAGGAUUUUGUGGAUAUUGAUUCACACAUCUUAAGCACUCCUGUCAUAGCUGACAUUGACAAUGAUGGGGUAUCAGAAAUGAUUGUUGCUGUUUCCUACUUCUUUGAUCAUGAGUAUUAUGACAACCCAGAGCACAUAAAGGAGCUUGGUGGUAUUGAUAUUGGAAAAUAUGUUGCUGGAGGUAUUGUUGUAUUCAAUCUUGAUACGAAGCAGGUUAAGUGGAUUACAGAGCUAGAUGUGAGUACAGAGACUGCAAACUUUCGUGCAUAUAUAUAUUCUUCUCCAACUGUUGUUGAUUUAGAUGGUGAUGGGAACUUGGACAUUCUUGUUGGAACAUCAUAUGGCUUGUUCUAUGUCUUGGAUCAUCAUGGAAAAGUCAGAGAAAAGUUUCCCCUUGAAAUGGCCGAAAUUCAAAGUUCUGUGGUUGCAGCUGAUAUUAAUGAUGAUGGCAAGAUUGAACUAGUGACAACAGAUACACAUGGAAAUGUUGCUGCUUGGACUGCACAAGGAGUUGAGAUUUGGGAAGCACAUCUGAAGAGUCUAGUCCCACAGGGUCCUGCUGUAGGUGAUGUCGAUGGAGAUGGCCAUACUGAUCUUGUGAUUCCCACUUUAUCUGGAAAUAUUUAUGUUCUUAGUGGAAAGGAUGGCUCAAUAGUUCGUCCUUAUCCAUAUCGAACUCAUGGGAGAAUAAUGAAUCAAGUUCUUCUGGUUGAUUUAAACAAACGUGGGGAGAAAAGGAAGGGACUGACGAUUGUUACUACUUCAUUUGAUGGAUAUUUGUACCUGAUAGAUGGACCCACAUCAUGUGCCGAUGUUGUUGACAUUGGUGAAACUUCAUACAGUAUGGUGUUGGCAGACAAUGUUGAUGGUGGAGACGAUCUUGAUCUCAUCGUUACAACUAUGAAUGGAAAUGUCUUCUGCUUCUCAACUCCUGCUCCACACCAUCCCCUCAAGGCAUGGAGAUCAACAAAUCAAGGAAGAAACAAUGCCGCAUACAGGUAUGACCGUGAGGGCAUUUAUGUUACACAUUCAUCAAGAGCUUUCCGUGACGAGGAAGGCAAAAACUUCUGGGUGGAGAUCGAGAUUGUAGAUAAACAUCGAUACCCAUCAGGGACUCAAGCACCUUACAACGUUACUACAACCUUGUUAGUCCCAGGUAACUACCAAGGAGAAAGAAGGAUAAUGCAAAACCAGAUUUUUAACAGGCCUGAAAGAUAUCGCAUAAAACUUCCAACAGUAGGGGUAAGGACUACAGGGACUGUUGUGGUGGAGAUGGUUGACAGGAAUGGCAUCUAUUCCUCAGAUGACUUCCCCCUCACAUUCCACAUGUAUUAUUACAAACUUCUCAAGUGGCUUCUUGUCCUUCCAAUGCUGGGGAUGUUUGGUGUGCUUGUCAUCCUGCGUCCACAGGAGGCCAUGCCCUUGCCAUCAUUCUCACGAAACACUGACUUGUAACUCCGGCUGUCUAUUAGACCUCGAACACAUGCGACGGUUAUCUAAACAUGCCAAGAACCAAAAGGUUAGUGACAUUGGUGCUAGGUUAUUUAAAAAUGAAUUUUUGAGUUUUGGGACAAUAGGAAUUGAGGAAGUUGUAACAUAGUUGAAUUUGAGUUUAUUGUUAGCUGCACAGUAGGACUGAGAAAAUUGAUGUUUGCCAACACUCAUCACUGUAUACAUUAACGUGCCACCAACCCAAAGUCAAUAUUGGGGAGAUGUUUUCUGAUUAUCAUCCACAACCAAUGUUAAUUAAGCAACAGUGAAUUCUCACCUAAUGGGGACAAAAAUCCAACAAUGGAAUCAAUUCAAUCAAGCAAGUUUCCAAGU
Messenger RNA from Rubroshorea leprosula, 3053 nucleotides. NCBI's taxonomy places the organism in Eukaryota, Viridiplantae, Streptophyta, Magnoliopsida, Malvales, Dipterocarpaceae. The record is from the annotation of a GenBank genome assembly.